Molecule: messenger RNA, 549 nt
Organism: Ilyonectria robusta
Lineage: Eukaryota; Fungi; Ascomycota; Sordariomycetes; Hypocreales; Nectriaceae
Exons: 2
Coding region: 1-549 (182 amino acids)
Source: RefSeq, a predicted model, not a curated record
AUGGGUCGAAUGGGGGCGCCCGUCGCUGGCUCUCGAGUCUCGACCUCGCGCAGAAAGAUGGAGAAUGGGCUCUUCGCUCGCGUGCUAGUCACGAUUGCAUCAUCUCGCCGCUCGAUCUUGUGGCUAGCACUGGGCGAGUGUAACACGAUCCAGAGGCAAAAAAGAGGCCAUCUUUCCUGUUUGAGCCUUCAGCCAGCCCAGCGAGCCAGUCCGCAAUCACCUCGUAUCAUUGGCCCCGACUGGGCGCUUUUAGCGGAGGUACAACACGCGCGCGUCACACCCUCCCGCUGGCACAAGCCCCAACGCGUCCCAGACGCCCACGCACAAACUCCACCAACACAUGAUGCGGAUGGAUGCUCCCUUGCCGAUCGCCGGGCAGUUGACGAGACAUGGCUGGGGAGUUUCUGCAGCGAGGCGAGGCAGAGACAAGAUGAAAUGGGAUGGCUGCAAAAAAACAACGGACAAAGUAAAGGACCGGUUGUAUGUGCCCAAUCACCGCCAACCAUGGCCGCGGCGCCGGGCGAUGCAGUUGUCUUGCUUGCCUCGUAG